CUUGGCUAAAAAUUGCAUGCGCUCCCCAGUUGCAUGCGCUCCGCAGUGGAAGCUCUGCGGUUUUGAUUAAAAAUCUGCAGAACCCCGAAGCUGUAUCCAAAUCUGAAUUCCUUCGAGGCUUUUACUGGUCCUCUUCUCGUCUUCAUUGAUAUGCAAAGGGGCGGGAACAGUUUUGAUCUGUAUCAGGGCGAUUUCUUUUUUUGGCUGAUCAGUUUUGCUUACAGUUGCGAGGACCCCAGCACCCUGGCGCAGUUCCGGCAAAAAUGGGCGGACGACAUCAAGAAGGAAAAGAAAGAGCAGCAGAUGGAGUGGAAAUGCGGCAAACUGGUUCCUGCUACUCUAUAGCGGUGAGCUGGUGCCCGGACACACUAGCAGCAAAGCGCAUUCUUCUUCCGUAGGAACGUCAAUGCUUGGCAGACGAGUCAUACCCGAUGCACAGCUGUAGCUGCGUUGCAUGAUCUUCAUCCGCGUCACAGCAUUGCACUAAAUUUCAGACUUAUUCUUAGUCUAUAAACCUGUGGCUGGUGACGAUUACGUCUCCACCAACAACAGACUCAAGGCUUUUUCUACGACCAUCAACCAACAGAACCCAAAAAACGCUGUUUGAAGAAGCUAAUGCGGUAAUCGUCUUUUCAUCUUUGGUGCCAGGGCGCAGCACAUUCAAGAUUUACACGAGCGCAACAUAUUUUUUUACAAUACUAAGAGCAAAUGUGAGCAACGACCGGUCUUACAAAAGAUACAACUUGACACUGGUGCACGUUCUUUUGCGCCGAAAGGUAAAGAAACAUUCGUUUUACAUGAAGUAGGAACAACCCCAGGAAAUAUUUUUUUGCGUUGCUAGUUGAACAAAAAAAACCCAAAAUCCUGUAGCCUGG
Molecule: messenger RNA, 875 nt
Organism: Amoebophrya sp. A120
Lineage: Eukaryota; Dinophyceae; Syndiniales; Amoebophryaceae
Source: the annotation of a GenBank genome assembly